AUGGCUGCAGCUGCCAAUGUGCAGCAGUUCGUCGAAGUUUUGAAGAACGACGACGAGAAGUGGGCAUGGCUCUCGAAGCGGGUCGAUGGUAUGCUGCAGAAGGGCCAGUUGCUGGUCUUCGUGAAGUCCAUCGCAAGUGCGGAGGAGCUCUCCCAAAACUUCCAGGACUUCUUGGAGAAGAAAACAGAAUUCUUGCAUGGUGACCUCGAUCAAGGCGAGCGGAUGCGGAUCUUGCGCAACGUGAGGAAGCGAGUGGUGGAUGUGCUGAUUGCCACAGACGUUGCUGCACGAGGUCUAGAUCUGCCCUCGAUUGCCACCGUGGUGUCCUACGACGCCGCCAGGGACAUUGAAACGCACACCCAUCGAAUCGGCCGCACCGGGCGCGCUGGCGCGGCAGGGGAGGCGUACACACUUCUGACCGGCGAUGAUCAGAACAAGAAGAUGGCCGCUCUCCUAGUGGAGAACCUGGAGCAGGCCAACCAGGCCGUUCCGGAGGACCUGAAGGGGCUGGCCAUGAAAUACGGGCCCUUCCGGGCCGCCAAGCUUGAAGGGCGCACCUUCCUUGGCAAGAAGAAGGGGGCUGGCAAGGUGGAGAAGAGCGCCUUCGGCCUCGGCUUUGACGGCGCCUCGCGGCAAAAGGAGACGGUCCAGGAUCUUGCCAAGCGGCUGGACAAGGAGGCAGACCAGUUGGCCGCGCUCAACCGUCAAAAGAUCUCGGGUGGAAUGAGGGCAGGCAGGAUGCAUGGUGAUGAAGAAGCCGGAAAGUGCAUGCAAGAUCUCGAACAGGUCCCAACCGGAUGA
Messenger RNA from Symbiodinium necroappetens, 801 nucleotides. The record is from the annotation of a GenBank genome assembly. Lineage: Eukaryota; Dinophyceae; Suessiales; Symbiodiniaceae.